AUGGCUCCUAAAAGGCUUCUGAUCUUUUGCGAUGGUACUGGCAUGGAUGGCAAUCUUAGUGAAUCCAAAUCCAUGGCGCAAGCCAAAGCCGAUGAUGCAAACACCUUACUUGAUGAAAAAGAACCUGGCGCUCCAAGAGGUGGUAGCUCUGAUCCUCAAAAUGCUUCAAAUGUGUUGCGCCUUUCGCGGGCUGUCAAGCUGUAUUCUUCCGAACACAAACAACAAAUUGUGUUCUAUCAAAGCGGUGUUGGCUCUGAGGCAGGUUUUGAUGGAGACCCCGUAAUUGAAUCCAAGAUCACUCAGGCUACCGGCAUAGCAGUCGCAAGUAAGAUCCGUGAUGCAUAUGCAUUUAUCGCACAAAAUUUUGAAGUCGAAGACGAGAUAUAUAUUUUUGGAUUUUCAAGGGGUGCUUACGCAGCACGAAAGCUUGCUGGUUUAAUUGACCGUAUUGGCCUUCUGGAAACAAAGCAGCUUGGUCAUUUCUUUACAAUCUGGCGCCAGCUUGUCGAUCACAAAGAUCCUAUUAUCCCCCCUGGCACAAGAACCACUAGGAUCAGGUGUGUUGGCGUAUGGGACACCGUCGGCUCUGUCCUAAACGAGAUAAACGCUCUCAACAUUGAGGACGGUAGCCUCCCAGCGUCAAUCGAUGUCGCAUUGCAUGCUGUCUCCAUGCAAGAGAACCGACAAAAGUUCUUACCUACGUUAUGGAAAGUUCCUAAAGCUGGACUGCGUCCUGGCCAGAUCUUGAAAGAGGUGUGGUUCCCAGGUGCCCAUUCCGAUGUUGGCGGAGGGUAUAAGCCACAUGAGCUCGCUGACAUAGCUGUUUUCUGGAUGGCGGGAGAAAUCCAGUCUUUCGUAGACCUUGAUCUUCCUUUCCUGCAGUCAAGCAAGCAACAAGAUCCAGAACCAUGGGGAAAAUCGCAGCCUCAUAACGCGUACGAAGAGACUCCUUGGGGUGAACAGUUUGUUAUUGGACACGAGACUCGCCUUGAAAGUCAACAACUCGCAAAAGACUCGAAAUACCAUCAGAGCAUUCAAUAUGGACCAAACAACCUUGUCAAACCGAAAUAUAUGGUCACAUUGGAUGAACUUAAGAAGGCAUUUGGACCCGAUUUUCAACCAGAUUAUCCAGCUUUGAAUGACUUCGAGCAAAAGGCCAAAAAUGAAUGGAGCAGGAAGGCUCGGAUGCCUGAUGGUAGCCCCCCAAACGAUCAACAGCCAGUCUUUGAAAACCCUGGAGAUUUGUUUGGAUGA
Serpula lacrymans var. lacrymans S7.9 is the source of this 1254-nucleotide messenger RNA. RefSeq lists its product as uncharacterized. Lineage: Eukaryota; Fungi; Basidiomycota; Agaricomycetes; Boletales; Serpulaceae. The record is from RefSeq and is a predicted model, not a curated record. The transcript is spliced from 15 exons. The coding region runs from base 1 to 1254 and encodes 417 amino acids.